UUAAUUAUUAGUAAAAAGGCCAAAAGGCAGGGGCCAAGGCCAACGUCCUCCGUCAAAGCGCCGCUUGAAAGUCGAAACUUUACCGAGAAAAUCAAGGAAAGAAAGCGAGAGAGAAAGAGAAGGAAAAUGGCUGGGAGCUCUAAUACUUGGGCCUAUGCCCGGAUCAUCACCGGAACCAUUCUCGGUGGCGUUCUCGGCUUCUACGUCAUGGACCGCGUCGAGAAAAGCUACAAGGAGAAAGUGAAGGAGAGACUGAGACAGUACGAAAGUGAAUUGAAGAAGAAAGAGAAAUUGAAUGAGUUUGAAGAGUCUAUGUAGACCGUACCGUACCAGUGUUCUUUUCUCUUUUUUCUUCUGCUUGUGGUUGUUGAACAAAAAAAAAUUGAAAUUUUGAAUCAUAUGUUUUUGUAUUUGGAGGAGCUCUCUAAAACUUAGCCAGUACUGGAGAUUGAUUCGAAUGAGAGUGUCUAUAUUCGAGGAAAAAGAGCCCAACUUUCACGACUCAUCAAGAAUAUUUGCAUGUGAAAUUUUGUGUUUGUAUUGCAAUAUCUUAUGCAUCAGAA
This is a messenger RNA of Prunus avium (sweet cherry), 563 nucleotides long. Its product is annotated as ATP-dependent helicase/nuclease subunit. Lineage: Eukaryota; Viridiplantae; Streptophyta; Magnoliopsida; Rosales; Rosaceae. The record is from RefSeq and is a predicted model, not a curated record.